AACAUUUCAUUUACAUGAUGUCGUUUCCUCCCUAUAGGGUGGCGGUAACACAUCACAUACACCUCCACGAGCUCUUCGUUGCCUAACGGAAUCUCUCUGUCUCUCUCUCACUCAUUCAGUCAUUCUCACUCUAAAAUCUGGAGAUACAUUUUAUUUCGGGAUGCCAAAACUAAACUAAAAACACACCACACCAAUCACCUUAACAACCAAACUCCAAAAUCCCCCUUUCUCUCUCUACUCUCUCUCUCUCUUUUACUAUUUGCAUCACAAACUGUCUCGCCAUACUCCCAGUCCUCGCUCUCUGGAUUCAAUUCAGUUCAAUUCAAUUACCACGAGUAGUUUGUUGCAAGACCUAGUGGAGGACUUGUUGGACUUUUUAUGGACGUGAGUGGUUUUCUUUAUGGAGGCUGAGAGAUAAAAACGAUAUUAAUCAAUAACGAAAAAGCAUAAAAAAAUGGCUCCAGCUAGCAAGGCUGAUAAGAAGGCAGCAGUGGAUGCAGCCACAUGGAUGUUCAAUGUCGUCACUUCUGUUGGGAUAAUAAUUGUCAACAAAGCUCUUAUGGCUACUUAUGGCUUCAGUUUUGCAACGACAUUAACUGGUAUGCAUUUUGCCACCACUACUCUUAUGACGGUUGUCCUUAGAUGGUUAGGAUAUAUCCAACCAUCUCAUCUGCCUUUCCCAGAGCUUCUGAAAUUUGUUCUCUUUGCUAACUUCUCCAUUGUUGGAAUGAAUGUUAGUCUAAUGUGGAACUCUGUAGGAUUCUAUCAGAUUGCAAAGCUGAGUAUGAUUCCUGUGUCCUGUUUAUUGGAAGUUGUUUUGGACAAAAUCCGUUACUCAAGAGACACAAAACUAAGCAUAGCAGUUGUUCUCUUGGGUGUUGGUGUUUGCACUGUCACUGAUGUGAGUGUUAACACCAGAGGCUUCAUUGCUGCCUUUAUUGCUGUUUGGAGCACUUCACUACAACAGUAUUAUGUGCACUUCCUCCAACGGAAGUAUUCGCUUGGUUCUUUCAACCUCUUGGGACAUACCGCACCAGCCCAGGCUGCGUCACUUUUGAUUCUAGGCCCCUUCCUUGACUAUUGGUUGACAAAUAAAAGAGUUGAUGCCUACAACUAUAACCUAGCCUCUCUGAUGUUCAUAUUUCUGUCGUGUAGUAUCGCAGUGGGAACCAACCUCAGCCAGUUCAUCUGCAUUGGCAGGUUUACUGCUGUAACUUUCCAAGUACUCGGCCAUAUGAAGACAAUCCUUGUGUUGAUCAUGGGGUUCUUUUUCUUUGGGAGAGAAGGUCUGACUCUACAAGUCGUUUUUGGUAUGGUCAUUGCGGUAGUCGGGAUGAUUUGGUAUGGCAACGCCUCUUCUAAGCCUGGCGGAAAAGAGCGCAGAAGCCUCUCUCUUUCUACAAGUAGACAACAAAAGCACGGCGAAUCUGCUGAACUCGACGGGAAAGUCUGAAGAGUGCAUCUAGGAUAAACAUAGAAGCUGAGGAUUUUUAGGAUUUUUUUUACGUCACCAAGGUUAGAAAACCUCCAUUAGUAACCAUUUAUUUCAUCCUUGUUUUGUAAUUUCUAUAUUUGUCACGGUAUUCAAUCCCUUCUAGGGAGUGGAUGCUUGAGGAUAGGAGAAAAUUCCAUUAAAUUUUUAACAUUUUUUCUUGUCUUGUGAUCAUAAUUAUAGUAAUAUUAUUUUUCCAGCCUUUUGCUUUUUAU
Morus notabilis is the source of this 1707-nucleotide messenger RNA. Its product is annotated as UDP-rhamnose/UDP-galactose transporter 6. Bases 455 to 1453 code for a protein of 332 amino acids. Gene Ontology annotation, molecular function: antiporter activity; UDP-galactose transmembrane transporter activity. NCBI's taxonomy places the organism in Eukaryota, Viridiplantae, Streptophyta, Magnoliopsida, Rosales, Moraceae. The record is from RefSeq and is a predicted model, not a curated record. The transcript has 6 exons. Gene Ontology annotation, cellular component: Golgi apparatus.